CAGCCCCGUGGCCGCCGUGUGGACGCCGCGGUCGGCCGGCGCCUCGCCCCUCGUGGAGCGGAAGGCCUUCAGGCCCGUCAACUUCACGUCGCCCCAGCUCGCUAGAAAGGCGAGGCCCCCUGUCGACGCGGACGACGGUGGCCCCAACGGCGUGGCCGCGAUCGGCCGGGACGGCUCGGCGCCCCACCUGCCCAGGGCGCCCAACCCCACCGUGACGCUGCUGCAGAAGGCGCGAGAGGGGCAGAUACCUCGGGGGGCGCAGUACCUCGACGCCGAGGCGGAGCAGCGGCAGAGCGCCCAUGGACUGGACCGGACGGACUACGCCGCGCACCGGGCCGAGCACCGGGCCGAGCACCGGGCCGCACCGGAACCGGAGCAGGACGGCAUCCGCCUGCUGAGCGUCAGCCCGAGCGGGCCGAGCGGGCCGAGCGGCAGGAAGGUGCAGGGGGUGGGCCCCACCACCAGGGAGGGGCUGCCCACCGCACUGCGAUCGGAGCUGCGCGACGAGAACAAGGACAGGUGGUACAAGAGAAUGUACGACCAGCUCCACAAGAUCAAGCAAGACGACGACUGUGUGACGGUGCGGUACAGACCGAGCCACAGAGACCAGCGCAUCGCGACGUCGGGGCGCCGGCGGGAGGGAGUGUCCACCCAGUUCAAAUGGCCCGGAGGGAGGACGUCGGGCUACCAGUCGGAGCCGGAACUGGGCCACUCGGACGCGUCCAAGUACUACACGCUGGACCGACGGCGCGGGCCGCCGCGGCAGCAGCAGCAGUACGAGACGACGCCGCGGCCGCCGCAGCAGCGCCAGCAUGAGGCCACGCCGCCGCCCCCUCCGCCGCCGGCAUCCGUGGACGCGGCCGUCCCAACCGUCACCACGCCCAGAAGCAGAGCGGUGUCCGAGUCGCUCAAGUAUGCUGCCGAGGUGUACAAGAACCAGCCGGGCCGCAUCGAGAACUACGAGCCCGGCAAGUCGUCCAUCGCCGAGAAAGAAGCCAAGCAGUGGUGGGACGAGGUGCUGGACAUCUUCGAUGGGUGGUUGGACGACCAGUGGUCACCUCCGCGCUGUCGCCGCAGGCUCGCCUUCCUACAAAGUAUGGAGAAACGAAACAAGGAAAACCUGCAAGCUUUCAAGCCAACUUUUAUGACCUACGCGCUCAAGGAGUCCGGCUACGAGAGUGACACCCAGCUUGUGGUGCGGCGGCGCGAGGACGGCCCCGGCACCGAGCCCCUGUCCCCGGCGCAGCAGCGCACCGCCUACAAGGAGAUCCAGAAGGGGGGCGACGUCCCCCUGCACGGCCUGCGAAAGACGGCGCCCGAGAAGCCCAAAGAUCCCGAGCCAGAGCUCGACUUUACUCACGGCGUGGCCCCCGUGUCGGCCGCGUCCGCCGCGUCCAGGGCGUACGAGUCGGAGCCAGAGUCUCCACACCGCUACACUGACUCCGAGGUGACGAUCCGCUACCGGUCCCCGGUGUCCGCCCUGGACGCCGGCGGCCGGCCGCUCAGCGAGCAGGAGCUGAGCCGGCGCCAGGCCGAGGCCAUGCGCAGGCUGUACCAGGAGGAGCGCCGGCGCAAGUACCUCUACGAGCUGCAGGACAUCAACUCCCGCAGGCACACCGACAACUUCACGCCGUCGCAGAAAUCGCCCAUCCCGCUGAACCGCUACGACGACCUGCUGGACGAGUACUGGACGUCGGGCCGGAGUACGACCCCGGUGGCCCGGCUGGCCGCCAAGGCGCUCUACAACUUCGUGGGCCAAACGCCGAGGGAGCUGAGCUUCCGACGCGGCGACGUGAUCCUGGUCAAGCGGCAGGUGGACCGCAACUGGUACGAGGGCGAGCACAACGGCACCAUGGGCCUGUUCCCGGCCAACUACGUGGAGGUGCUGCCCUACGACCACCUCCGCGCCACGCCCACCAAGCGCGUGCAGGAGGGCCAGGCGCGCGCCCGCUUCAACUUCAUCGCGCAGACCCGGCUCGAGCUGUCCCUCGCCAAGGGCGAGCUGGUGAACCUGAUCCGUCGCGUGGAUGAGAACUGGUUCGAGGGCCGCGUCGGCAACCAGAAGGGCAUCUUCCCCGUGUCCUACGUCGAGGUCCUGCUCGAGCCCAGCGAGAGGCCAGCGACGACGCCGAUCCCGACGGGCAAGCCGGUGGCGGCCCCGGCGGCGCACAGCCUCAUCCUCAACGGCACCACCAACGGGCCGUCCAGCAUGGCGCACCACUCGUACCAGCCGCCCACCAGCCGCUCGCCCGCCAACUACUCGGGCGUCACCGCCUACAGUGCCGUGCCAGCGGCAGCCAUCGCGCCCACCCAGGCCAAGCCGCAGCAGACCCUGACGCAGACCCUGCACGUGGAUACGCACUCCGACCCGGUGCCGUACCGCGCGCUCUACAACUACCGGCCGCAGAACGACGACGAGCUGGAGCUGCUGGAGGGCGACCUGGUCCUCGUCAUGGAGAAGUGCGACGACGGCUGGUACGUCGGCUCGUCGCAGCGCACCGGCUUCUUCGGCACCUUCCCUGGAAACUACGUGGAGAGGCUAUGACCGACAUACCGGAAAAGUGCCGCCAGCAUCCCGCUUCGGUGACGUCACCGCACACCGAGACGAGGCAGUGGAGUGAGCCUAUGAAGCCAGGCGAGUGCCGAGGGCUGUGACCUGCUGAAGGAUCUAAAGCCAAAGGGAAACGUACUAAUCAUUAAUGCUGGAGGAUUUCCUCCCCGGCGGGGAACAACGGUCCUCCAUCAUUGCCAUACAGUUUAUAUAUUUUCUCGAACUUGUCUGGGAGGACAUUCGCACAGGGAAUCUUUAGUCGAUAAUGAGGGUAUUGUGUGCUCGUCAUAGUCAUGUACUCCACCAGCUGUUCACUAGAUAAUGUAAUUAGUUGAUUAUGAUUGGGCUUUUUCUUUUUUUUCGAAUCCACAGGGACAGAAACACAACACAUGUCCUGUGCUAUGAGUUUUUCUCAUCUUUGAAGUUCAUUGAAAUCAAGUGAUUCAUGUGCUGGUAGUUAUCUAGUCAAGCUUUUGCACGCACAUAUUAAUUUACUCAUUCUUUAGAAUCUAUUUUUAUAACGAAAGCAUUAUUACUAAAGAACUGAUCGCUUUUCACGUUCGCAUAUAAAAGACAGGCCCAAAGAAGUUGGGGUGAAAAUGACACAAGAAUUGUUAUUACGUUAAUGGCGUAAGUUAUUACUUUUAUUUUAUGACAGAGUAGAAAUUUAAGGUUUUUCAUCCAACAGUGUCACUGUCCUGAAGUUGAAAAUGGCAAACCAUGCACGGGCCCAUCCGUGCAGCGAUCUUACCCACUUUUCCUUUGUUGAGAAAGUGAGCUUUCAAGAGAGCGGAGUCCAUCUAGGAUAGGUCUGAAUUGUCUCUCAGUUGGUGCAGACAAAAGCAGACGAACCCUUUCUCAGAUUUGCGGUGAGCAUGUUGCAUCCCUGGUAUCUGUGUGUUAUCCAAUGCACUAACUGUUUAUCAAAUAAACUGUGUUUCUAUUGUAAAUUGUGGAGACUUUUCACAAAAGAUGAGAAAACUGAUUUAUUGGAUAAUUUAUUUUUAACUAAACUUGUUUUAAGUAAGCAGCCCUUCCUUGAGGACCAGGUUGCAGAUUUCCCGAUUGGGAGAGCUUCCGAACUUCAUCGAUUCGUAAACUGAAAACAACCUCCUUCCAUUCAAUGGAGUUCUGAAGCUCUCCUCUGACAAAACGUCUGUGUUUCAUUCGUUUAAACGUAACAAAGUUAGUUGUAUGAUGUGAAAGAAACCUGUACGUGUUCAUUGUAACCAUUAAAAAAAACAUGUAACACAACAUUUAGUAAAGCACUAAUGCAGUCCAUUGUAUAUGUUGUUUUUUGUCCGCAUUUGUUUUUGUGAAUAGUUUCUCGUCACGUGAAACAGAAUAAACCUAAAUAUAGCCUGUGACACAAUCAA
Messenger RNA from Thrips palmi, 3927 nucleotides. It is a transcript of the gene CAP, whose product is annotated as sorbin and SH3 domain-containing protein 1. Gene Ontology annotation, molecular function: protein binding. NCBI's taxonomy places the organism in Eukaryota, Metazoa, Arthropoda, Insecta, Thysanoptera, Thripidae. The coding region runs from base 533 to 2545 and encodes 670 amino acids. The record is from RefSeq and is a predicted model, not a curated record. The transcript has 22 exons.